Aedes albopictus (Asian tiger mosquito) is the source of this 2016-nucleotide messenger RNA. RefSeq lists its product as uncharacterized. The record is from RefSeq and is a predicted model, not a curated record. Gene Ontology annotation, molecular function: nucleic acid binding. The transcript has a single exon. Gene Ontology annotation, biological process: DNA integration. Lineage: Eukaryota; Metazoa; Arthropoda; Insecta; Diptera; Culicidae. The coding region runs from base 1 to 2016 and encodes 671 amino acids.
AUGAUCGCAGGACUCGAGGGUGUGGAAAAUUUCCUGGACGAUUUCUUGAUCCACAGCGAAACUCGGGAGCAACACAACCUUAUUUUGAAGAAGCUGUUCGCUCGCAUCCAGGAGUACAGAUUCCAUCUGCGUCCGGAAAAGUGCAGUUUCUACAAGGAGGAGAUUGGCUACAUUGGCUUCAUCAUCAAUGCCGACGGUAUCAAGCCAGAUCCCGAGAAGGUUGCUGCCAUAGCGAAAAUGCCACCACCAACAGAUGUUAGCGAACUCCGAUCAUUCCUCGGAGCGGCAAACUUCUAUGGCAAAUUCAUCCCGGAAAUACAUCGAAUCCGACAGCCGUUGGAUGAGCUUCUGAAAAAGGAUAGGAAGUUCGUGUGGAGUAGCCAGUGUCAGAAUGCGUUCGACAGCAUCAAAAGCGUAUUGCAAUCAGACUUGUUGCUUACGCACUACAACCCGAACCUUGAACUCAUCGUUGCGGGUGAUGUUUCAAAAUCUGGAAUCGGGGCGGUCAUAAUGCAUCGAUUUCCGGAUGGCCGCAUCAAAGCUAUUGCACACGCAGCGAAAACGCUUACCGCCACCGAACAGAGGUACAGUCAGGUGGAAAAAGAAGCGUUGGCGUUAGUUUUUGCGGUGACGAAGUUUCGACGAAUGCUGCUAGGACGGAAAUUUACGCUGCAGACAGACCACCAACCAUUACUCAAGGUGUUCGGAUCCAAGAAAGGUGUACCGCUACACACCGCGAAUCGCCUCCAGCGCUGGGCGUUAUCGCUGCUCGGAUUCGACUUCAACGUGGAGUAUAUCGCUACGGACAACUUUGGGUAUGCCGACGUCCUGUCUCGGUUGAUAAGCAACCACCAGAAACCAGAAGAAGAGUACGUCAUUGCUACUGUCAAUCUGGAAGGUGACGUCAGCGCAAGUCUGGAAGAAUGCUUCACAUCGCUACCAGUGAACUUCAAGAUGGUGAGAGCUGCAACGAAGAAAGACUCCCUACUACAACAGGUCAUACAGUACAUCGACAGCAGUUGGCCGAACAGUAGCAGGAUUGCAGAUCGGAAUUUGAAAACUUUCUAUUCCCGACGCGAGUCUUUGUCCGUGGUCAAUGAAUGCGUCAUGAUGAACGACCGGGUGGUGAUUCCUGAAUGCUACCAACAACGUGUUCUGAAACAGCUACACAGUGGCCACCAAGGCAUCGAACGGACGAAGGCCGUUGCUCGCAGUGCGGUCUACUGGGCAAACAUCGAUGACGACAUCGAAGCUCUAGUUCGUCAGUGUUCCGUUUGUGCCAGUACUGCAAAAUCUCCACCACACCAUCAACCGCAACCAUGGCCCCGAGCGGACGGUCCGUGGAAAAGGAUUCACCUGGACUAUGCAGGCCCACUUGACGGAAUGUACUACCUAGUAAUAGUGGAUUCAUACACGAAAUGGCCUGAAAUUUUCCAGACUGGACAUACAACUGCAGCCGUUACAAUCAGAUUUCUUCAGGAAACCUUCGCUCGAUUUGGUAUCCCGGAGACUAUUGUCACAGACAACGGGAAGCAGUUCUGUAGCGGUGAAUUCAAGAAGAUGUGUGAACAGUUGGGAAUCGUGCAUAUUCGUACUGCGCCAUAUCACCCACAGUCGAAUGGCCAGGCCGAACGCUUUGUCGACACCCUGAAACGAUCGCUUCGCGCUUCGUCGAAGGGGAAGAAGUUCCAUCUGUCGAGGCACUCCAGAAAUUUCUGCACGUGUACCGCUCAACCCCCAGUGCCGCACUUGCAGGGAAAUCACCGUCAGAAGAAAUGUUGGGUCGGCCCAUGCGUACAACACUGGAUCUCUUGCGUCCGUCAACGUUCAACAGUAAGUCCGAUCAGCAUCAUCCGAAGUUUACAGUUGGCUCUACAGUCUACGCCAAGAUAUACCAGAAUGCGGAUAAGUGGAAAUGGUCUCCCGGAACUGUCAUUGAGGCUAUUGGAGGAGUCAAUUUCAAUGUUUUGCUCGAUCAACAAUCAGGUCGCAGGAAGCUUAUUCGAUCACACGUAA